UGACCGCUCAGGUCCCGCGGCGGCUUCUUCCCGUUGGGAGCCCCGCCUUCGCCCCGCCCCUUCCUCGAUUGCGCGCGCCGGGACUCGCGUGUGGCUGGUGUCAGCGCGCGACGCGGGCCGCUCCGCCCUGCGGACGGGUCUGUUGGUCUACAUGUUGCUGAAUGAACAGUUCCCAAGAGCAGUGAGUCUGCCCCUGAGAGCUAACAAUCCAUGAACUAUGCAAAUACAGUGCUACUGAGCAACAGGUAAAGAUAUCCAAAACAUUAAUUCACAAACUAACUACAAAGAAAAAGCAAUGCAAUAACUGGAAGAAAAGGUGAGGACAUAAUUGUGCUAGGCGUUACUUGUUAAAAGAAGUACUGUACCAGAUUUGAUGUAAAACACCGUGCAUAUAGACUUCUGCUUCUGACACCGUCACAGAACCCUGAACGCCUACCUUGUGUCAUGGCUGUAUAGAAGACAUCCAGCUGAUAUUAUUAAUGGACUCCAAUGAACAUCAUUUUGGAGUCCACUGACUUUUAUAUCAGGGGUGCAUGCUCUCAUGGACAACAUGAAAGGGUAGUGCUGAAAGUUUUACAUUGAAAACAACAUUUUUGUUACUACUGCAGGCUGGUUAUCUAACAUGGAAAAUAGUUAGUUUAGUUUUUGGCUCAAUUUAACUUUCAGAAAACGGCCUUUUUUUUUAUUCAGUGGCCCUAUAGAAACCACUUGAUUUUAGAUUUUUAAUGACAGCGUUGUCUUAAGAUGACAAAUUAGAAUGAGUAAAAGCAAAUAGGUUUCCUACUGGAAAAAUUUUCUGUGUUGACCAUGUUUAGCCAUUCUGUUUUAUUCAGCUAUUUUUUUGAAACAUCCCCCAAAGAGUUAAUGCACCUUAUAUAGGACGCCUGACCUUUUGCAGCUUCAUAAUUCAUAUCUAGAUGUCACCGGUGUUUCCCAUGUUAACAGUUCUCAGCAUGUUUUACUAUAUCUGCCUUCGGCGCCGAGCCAGGACAGCGACAAGGGGAGAAAUGAUGAACAGCCGGAGAGCUAUUGAAUCAAACAGCCGAGCCUUACCUAUCAAUGUUGAAGUAGUCCAGUAUGCCAAAGAAGUGUUGGAUUUCAGUUCUCAUUACGGUAGUGAAAACAGCAUGUCCUACACCAUGUGGAAUUUGGCAGGUAUUCCAAAUGUGUACCCCAGUUCUGGUGACUUCACUCAGACUGCUGUGUUUCGAACUUAUGGAACUUGGUGGAAUCAGUGUCCUAGUGCCCAGUUGCCAUUCAAGAGGACUCCACCUAACUUCUAUAGCCAGGACUACGUAGAGCUUGCUUUUGAGGAGCCAGUUUAUCCCACAGCAGUGCAUGUUCUGGAAACAUAUCACCCUGGGGCUGUAAUUAGGAUUUUGGCUUGUUCUGCAAAUCCAUAUUCCCAAAAUACACCAGCUGAAGUAAGGUGGGAAAUCCUUUGGUCAGAAGCACCUACCAAGGUGAAUUCUCCUCAGGCUCGCCAGUUCACACCUUGUAUUAAACAGAUUGACUUUCCCACAAAUCUAAUUCGAUUGGAAGUAAAUAGUUCCCUUCAGGACUAUUACGCUGAAUUAGAUGCAGUAGUACUACAUGGUGUGAAAGAGAGACCUGUACUUUCACUUAAGACUUUGAUGAUACAUAUGAAUGAUUUGGAUGAAGAUGAUGAUGAUGAAGAAAAGAAUGACUGUGAAAUGGAUAGUCUUAAUAAACAGUUCAGCGUUUCAGCCCUCAGGGAAUGGACAACUAAUGGGUAUUUUGAUAAACUGCCUUAUGAGCUCAUUCAGUUGAUAUUGAGUCACCUUACAGUACCAGACCUGUGUAGACUAGCACAGACUUGUAAGCUACUAUAUCAGCAUUGCUGUGAUCCUCUACAAUACAUUCACCUCAGUUUACAACCCUACUGGGCAAGGAUAAAUGACACAUCUCUGGAAUACCUACUGUCUCGCUGCACUCUCGUCCAGUGGCUGAAUUUAUCUUGGACAGGAAACAGGGGAGCCAUAUCUGUUUCUGGAUUUAGCAGGUUCCUGAAAGUUUGUGGCUCUGAACUAGUGCGCCUUGAGUUGGCUUGUGGCCAUUUCCUCAAUGAGACUUGCUUAGAGGUCAUUGCUGAGAUGUGUCCAAACCUUCAGGAAUUAAAUCUCUCCUCUUGUGAUAAGCUACCACCUCAGGCUUUCAUCCACAUUGCCAAAGUGUGCAGUCUUAAGCGUCUCAUCCUUUAUCGAACAAAAGUAGAGCAAACAGCACUGCUCAGCAUUCUGAACUUCUGUUCAGAGCUUCAGCACCUCAGCCUUGGUAGCUGUGUCAUGAUUGAAGACUAUGACCUGAUAGCGAGUAUGAUGGGAGCAAAGUGCAAAAAACUGCGUACUCUGGAUUUGUGGAGAUGUAAAAACAUUACUGAAAAUGGAAUAGCAGAACUGGCUUCGGGAUGUCAGCUCUUGGAGGAGCUUGAUCUUGGUUGGUGCCCUACACUACAAAGCAGUACUGGCUGCUUCACAAACCUUGCGCAUAAGCUCCCAAACUUGCAAAAGCUCUUUCUUACAGCCAACAGGUCUGUGUGUGACACGGACAUUGAAGAACUUGCCGCUAACUGUACUCAUCUUCGGCAGUUGGACAUACUGGGGACAAGGAUGGUAAGCCCUGCAUCUUUAAGAAAAUUGCUGGAGUCUUGUAAAGAUCUUUCUUUACUUGAUGUGUCCUUCUGUUCACAAAUUGAUAAUAGAGUUGUCCUCGAACUGAAUGCCAGCUUUCCUAAUGUGUUCAUAAAAAAGAGUUUCACUCAGUGACUCACUACGUAUGCUAGUAUGGAAUUCAUUUGACAGUGUUGUUUCCUGUGAAUUUGUGAUUACAUUUUUCUUCAAAAAAGAAAUUAAAAUCUUCCAUAAAAUAGAGGGAAAAUGUUAACUAUAUUCAUGAAAUGAGUACAUAUUAUGUAUUUGGUGGGGAGCUCUUAUUCUCCUGUAUCUAGUAAUUGUUUUCCCUUUGUUAAUUGAUGGCACUUUGUGUUUAAAUAACCACAUAUGUGGCCUAAAUUAGAGAAGAUGAAAAAAACAUAUUCUUGAUGCCCUUUUUAAAAAAAAAUGUGUACAAUAAGAUGUAUUAAAAUCCAGGUGAAAGUGAAGUUUUAACAUUUAGCAAUAGAGGAAUGAUGGGAGUGUCUCUGUCUUAUAGGUUGUAGUGUUUUAGUUUUGGUCUGUGGCAUAAGACCUUGUGAUCUGGCCUGUAAUGUGCUGUUUGAAAAUUGUUUAAGCUAGUGUAAGAUCAGACUAGACUGAAAAGCCACUUUUUUCUCUCCUUUUGUUGACAGUGACUGGUACCUAUUUUAAAACUCUGAUGUGUCUGCUAAGAGGUUUUUUUCCCUUCAAAUGGAUGAAAUGCGGCAAUGUUUUACAGUCCAGCUUAAAUGACACAACAGAUAAAUGCAAAAACCGACCACAUGAGUUUAUAGCAGAAACUAAAAAGAAAGAAAAUUACCUGCUUCCUCCUGUACUGGAUAUAAAAUUUGUGUCAGGUACUUCUUGUCAUAACUGAUAACACACAGAAAACCCAAAAGCAAUUUUCUUUUCAAAUUUCUAUUAUGUCAAGGUGGUACUUGUGGUACAUCUGCCUUUCAUGUGAAGUACAAUAAUAGUGUUACUCAGGAUAAUGUAUUAGAAACUCUUCCUUAGUUGGAUACAUACCUACUAUCAGGUUUAAAAACAAAUAUUUGGUGUUCAGUAAAAUCAUGAUGAAAAUGUUGAGUUUGUAAACCAAAGGCAAUGUGAUUUGGCUAUGUACUAAUUUAUUCUGAGAUGGGUUGCGUUUUUUUCACCACAAGAGAUACUAUCUUUGAUAAUCUAAACUCCCUUAGCUGCUGUUAAGUCUUUGGAGGAGAGAGGUGAUGAUGUUAGUGGAUGAAUGGUUUUCUUCUACUUUUUGCAUUUCUCUGAAUGAGACAUUCUUUCCUCCGUAAUGGCACCAAUGCUAUUGUGAAUUGGUAUUUACAUUAUGUACUCAUAUUUGCAAAACUCCUGUCUCUUUAGACACUAUUAGUGAACACAGACCACCAGACAUGAUCUCUCAUUUGGGAUCAGCUCCAUUAUUGCCACCUUUAUAGCAAAUGCUCUACAAUGUUUCUUCUUGUCCAUUGGAAAAAUAGGCAUAACAUUUUGCGUGGAAGAAGGCUGUCACUACACAGAAGAUCAUCAGCAAAGAAAAUUGAAACUGAUGCAGUAAAUACCUGUCCACUGGAAGAGAAGUGCCUCAAAGCAUCAAUGAACCAGUGACCUCUAUGGACCUAAAUUAGUAUUUCUGAACUCUUCAUACCAAUGCCAGUGUUUUAUAAAUCAUUUUGUGAAACAACUAAAGACCAUUUUUCUGCUUUUAUAAACCUCCAUUCUGAUUUAAAUUGUACAGAAUCUUGUAGAAAAUCCCAAAUCCAAAGAAAAGUGCACAGAUGUCUGUCAUUCACACACAGAUGUCACCAUAUGAUUUUUAGCUAGGUACCUCCAUUCUGUUUGUCUUUCAGGGUACUGGAGCUAUUUAGACAUGUUUCAGUCUAGACAUCUCUUCAACUGACAGAUAUCUGCCCUAGAGUCGCUCUGGGCAAGGUCUCAUUUUAUUUUGGGAGUGCUUCCUUCUUUCAACAAAGUUUUUACUUUAAACUUAUUUUAAUAUAAUGUAUUUACAAUGUAUUGAAUAAUGUCCAAUGUAUAAUGUAAACCUAUUUUAAUGUAAUGUAUUUACAGUGUAUUCAUUGUAAAUGAGAAUUAAACAUUUAUGUCCCAGUUACAGGAGAACUCAAGUUCAGAUUAUGGGUGUUCACAGGUAUUGAUGUUUUAAAAUAAGUAUUGUUUUUGUUGUGAAAUUUCACUCCUCAGGGUGCAUACCAAUUUUUAACCUUAUUUUUCUUUAAAAAAAAUGCUUCUUGGAUUAUAUUUAUAAUUGUAAAUAGAAUUAGAUUUGUUUAGCAUAGAUGUAGUGGUAUAUUUUAUGCCUUCCAAAGUACUAAAGUAGGUGAUUAGUCUAGUCUUACUUCUGCACAUAGGAAUCAUUUAAAGGAUAACGUGUAAAGGCUCAGGGGAGGUUGUCAAUCUUUUUUGCUUCAUUAUGAAGUAUAAGGAAGGUCUGAUUUGAUUUUUGUUUGUUUCUGUUCUGUCUAUAGGAUCUAUUUCUGCUUGUCCCUUACAUUCAAAUUUCAGUUUGUGUCUGGAACACUCUGCGGUGACUGGCGAUCUCACUGGAUUAUGUUGUUAUACUUUCUGAUGAAGUGGAACCUAAUUAAUUAAAGGGAGGUGAUUUUUUUUCAGACUGUUUAAAACUUUUUGGGUUUGCUAACAUAUAUUUACCUUAAAUAAUGGAGAACUACCUGGGGAAGGUGACAUCUUUGUUUACAAUUUGAUACCCUUAACUCUUCAGUUAAUGGCUGAAGCACAAUUUUUAUAUCUCCAAGAAGUCUUCCAGCAAGAAGAGGGGAUACCAGCCUUGGCAUUCCUGAUAUUUCUAAGGUAAAAAGCGAAAAAAACACUUUCAGGCCUUCCUUAUACACCAUAAAGAAGCAAAAAUAUGCUACAAUCUCAAUUUUAAUUGAUGUUACCUCUUAGGAUUUUAUUAUUGAUCAUUUUAUUCAAAGUUGUUCAGCAGAUUUUUAUUUUAGAGUAUUUCUGAAACAUUGAAAUUGGGUAUAGAGCCUGGUAAAGCUUUUCAACCAGCUAGCUACCGAGAACAAUCUAGGAAUUGCUAUUAUAUUGUCACACUUGCAUCAUAAUAGUUAACACUGUCAGCAUUUCCAUUGUAAAACAUUAUUUCACUGCACCUGGGGACUGGAAAAUACCUGGAAUUCCUCUUUAUCCACAAUUCGGGAUCAACCUGGUCAACAGUUGUGCAGACUUUCCCAUGCUACGUUGCCAGUGUGCUUCAGGGCCUAUCUACAUGACUGCUACUCUGGAAUGAAUAAAGGUUUUAAUUUAAAGAUGAAUAGCUAUUCCAGAACAUAUUUCCGACCUUACUGCUGUGUUAAAGACCCAUGCAACCAAGUGACGAUGCAAACUUCUGUAAAAUGGUCAAACUAAACAAACUGGAAAACAUAGAAAAUACUAUAUUUGUCUUCUAGUCUGUCAGUUUGACACGUAUGAUUACUAUAACAAUAGCAGAAAUGUGAUAUUUAAGUGUGUUCCUACAAUCAGAAACAUUAACUGUUGUAAAGUUGCAUAAAACACAACUGUGUGAUCCCAUGACCCCCAGGACCAUUGGGUUUUUAGUACAUAAAUAACUCUGUGUAUACUCUUAAAGGGUAACCAUUCUGAUCACUUCUGCAGGAUAUUAAAUCUACUAAAGUAACAUGAAAUGUAGCACUUGUUGCUAAUACAUAAGGUUUGUUGUUUUGGUAUGUGUAUUCAUUGCUACUCUUUUCCAGACAUUAAGAGAACUUUGCUUUCAGAUAUACUCCAGCUCCAUAUUAGCAUGCAAAAGUGUUCAUAUUUUAAUGCACAUGCAAAUACCAUAUUAAAUACUUCAAACACUUUCAUAAGGAAGGUGAUUGGUUUUAGGACCUCAGUAACUUUACCACUGAGUUGAAUAUGUUGAAGCCAUCUGUGCACUUGUGUUAGUUGUCAUGAGAGCAUGUGCAUCAUAUGUUCUUUUAUGAGGUGGAAAUCAUUAAAGAUACACCUCAACUCUGCCAUACAUUUUACAAUUUUUAAGAGAAAUGUUACACCCAUUUGACCUUUUUAAGGUUCUUAAGUUAAUUGAAACACAUUCUUAGGGUUUUGAGCUACUUAGUUUUUCUUUAAAUAUAUAUCUUAUCUGAAAUGCUGCCAUCUUGUUCUGCUGUGAAAAAUAUAAAAUUUAAGCUUUUAAUUUGUAUUUAAAUAAUUUAAAUCCCAUUGAUUGUGUCACUAAGGGUGAAGAGGGAGCCUAUUAAUUUGCCCAUCUUUGUUUGUGUCUAAAUUUCUAUUUGCCAGAAUUGAUAUUUCUCUUUAUAGAUGGAGUGUAGAGAGGGAGAACAGCUACAUAAAAUCUUGCCUCAUUGUGUUUUUUUAAUCAGAAUCCUAGGAGCUUAACGAUUUCAGUAAUUACUUCUAAAACUAGCCACAGUUGUUAGCUGUAUGAUCUUAUUAAAUUGUAAUAAUUGUGUUACCUUGGGGUCCGAUCAUGGAAAAGGCUGUGGAAGACCAAAUGGGAAGAAAUUUUGUGGUUCCACUUUGUGGGGAAUGAGAGGGUCAUUACCCUAUUGCUCUACGGCUAGGGGGGAGAAGAUAUGGCCAGUAGUAGAUUCGUCACUAUGAGAAUCUUCUGGUCAAACACCUUCCAUCCCAUGGAGGAUCAAAACAGAAGCUGUGUUUGCUGCUGCUAUCUUGAAACUGCUGUAGAGCAGGUCCAUUAGUACUUUGUAGUUUGUGCGAGAAGAAUUCCAUCCCUACCACCAUACAGAAUCUCUUCACAAAGCUCAUUUCUGCAAGAAGGAACCUGCUAGUCUGGAAUGAACUGUUCCUCAUUUCCUUGAAUACAGCUAGCUCUGCGCUUCUUGGUAGUUUGCACUCUGUUCCCCGUACCAGUCUGUCUCUAUCUUAUGGGUGAAAGAGAUCUCUGCUACUACAUGGAUCAUCAUGGUGGUAACAGCUUUAAAGAGAGUCAGACAGUGACACAGGACCUGUGGAUCUGGCAUAGUCCCUUUCAUGGCUAGCUUCUUUUGCUCUGUCUGUUGCCUGAACUCAUCCCCUAUCCCAAAGAAGUGUCUUUCUUCUGUUGCGACCACCAUUUCUAAGCAGGCAAACUGAUUACUGUAAGGUUCACAGGACCAAAACAGGAGGAGAGGGUGCACUUGGGGGUGGGGAGCUGAGAACUCCUUUUUCAUCCCAAUUAAAUCCAUCUAUCAGCCUGCUGACCUCUGCCUUCUAGGAGGCCUUCUGGAACAUAAAAAAGUUCCUCUUUUCCCUUCACCCAGUCUGCUCCUUUCUCAGGAGCCAGGAAUGGGUAAAGAUGCCUUCUGUAUAUUUUAGGAGACUUAGAGUACCCUACACCCUCCCUUUUGUCAAGAAUGUACAAGCAAAGACCAAGAAGCAACACUAUUCUCUCUACCCAUUGUGAGUCAAGCAGGAGGUUCUCUCUUCUACUGAGCAUCAGAAAGGAUGCAUCUUAAAGACCGUAACGAGAACACUAGAUCUGUUAUCUAGAGCUAUGGAUUCUAUGCUGAACAAGACACAGAUGGCAAUGAUACCUGCCCUGAGAAACUUGCAAUCCAGAAAGACAGCCCCCAAAAAUCAGACUCACUUGUUGAACCUAAAGGAAGUUUCUAUUAAAGGAUUUGGGUUUUGUUUGGGGUUUUUUUUGGUGAGAAGCAGCACUUUUUAUUGGCAUAGGUUAGCAUGAGUAGAUAUUUUCUGAUAGUAUUAUGCAAAAAACAAUUUGGUAACAAAUUACAUGUUUCAAGUGUACUGCUCUGUAAUGUGCUAAAAAUUACCAUAAUUAUGUUAUACAAUAGGGUAAUAGUGUCUCUAUCUAAUAUGAAACUUAGGCCAAGGAUUUCAUAUAGAAAUCCUUAUCUUUGUAUACUGCUAUUUUAAAUCUGAUUGUGCUUUGUAUGUCUACCUUAAAAACCCACUAAUGCUUCAUUGAGAAUUUUGAAAAGUAUUGGAUUUUGAGACAAGUUUGGAUUUUGAGACAGUAUCGUAUUUUCAGUAUUUGUUUCCCUGUAUUUUUUUUACAAGAGGCGUUUAUAUAAAACAGGAUAACCAUUGCUCUGGUUCAGCUUUUCUUGCUGCUUAACCUCCCAUGAAACCACAGUCAUUUGUUAUAUUAGAAGCAUUGGCUACACUGGUUGACAAUGAGCUGAAUGUGGUAUCAGACUGAAUUUGAGUUCAAAUGAAAAAAAAGGACAUGAGGUGUAUGGGCUGCCAUCCUUUGCUCUAGUAGGGUCUUCUGGGGGAGAUGCUAUGGGUUGAGCUUUUGCCAACAAAAGGUCGGGGCGAAUUAGCAGGGAUAUGUGGAGCAGCUGCCAAUCCAUUUCUUCUUCCUUCAGUAGGUGUUAUCCUCUCUGAACCAUUCUGCCUCCCCAAUUUUUCUUUCAACUAGAUAAGACAAACUUUUGCAUGUAAGCCGUAUUUUGAAGUGACCUGAGCUAAAUUCAAAAUAAUAUCUUUAUGAUUGCAAAUUAUUACCAGUAGUCCACUGUCUAGUCACCUAUGUAACAUGGUUGACAGUCUCAGCCUUGUUCCUACAGGUCAGGUGCCCACAUCACAAAACCAGUGUUAUAUAUGGUAUUAGGAUGAGAUCCACAAAGGGAUUUAAGCGUCUAACUCCCAUUGGUUUAAAUGGCAGUUAGGAGCCUAAAUACCUGUGAGGAUCUGGACCUUCAUGGCUCCUUUCAUUCUUGAUAGAAAGAUCAAGGAAUAAAUGAACAUGAAGACUAAACUCAUCCUUAGUGGUGGUCCUUCCAGAACACAAUUGAAGCACAACCAGUUGCCUGGGGAAUGUGGGGAAGCUUGCUGCCCAUAUUUAUCCUGCUUUGUGGAUAAAGAAUUGCAUCUUUGGGCUUUUCAAACCCAACAUCUGAACUGAGCACUAAUCCACUUUAAAGAAGAAAGUUUAAAAUAAUGUGACUUAAUAUGAUUUGUUCUGUUUUCAGCCCUAUAUUUUUAAAUGACUUAAUUUCGUCUGGGGAAGUCUUCUAAUGCCUUAUAUUACUAGCCUGAAACUGGUUUGCUUUUGUUGUGAAAAUAAGUGAAUUGCAUAUUUAUGCAUUGAUUGUUUUUGUUUAGUAAAUUAAGCCUAUUUUGUUCUGACAUCAUUUUGGACCGGCUAAUGUCUUAAUACUAUCAGAUGUUGUACAAGUGUAUUUUAUUAUUUUCAGCUUCUUUGUAUUGCUAAUAGUUUCAUCACUUUGAUUUGUCAGUAUCUGCUAAUAUACAGAUGAUAGAAGAAAUGUGUUAAAAACAAGACAUUUAUUCUAUCUGUGGUGUUUACCUUACUUUACAAAAUUAAUUCAUUUCCUUUUGACUAUGUAUUGCAAAAUACAAAGUGUGCAUAAAAUAAAUAAAUACAAAUCAGAGGAAAAUAA
Chelonia mydas (Green sea turtle) is the source of this 10036-nucleotide messenger RNA. RefSeq names its product F-box and leucine rich repeat protein 4 (gene FBXL4). Bases 918 to 2786 code for a protein of 622 amino acids. Gene Ontology annotation, biological process: SCF-dependent proteasomal ubiquitin-dependent protein catabolic process. Gene Ontology annotation, molecular function: protein binding. The transcript is spliced from 9 exons. Gene Ontology annotation, cellular component: SCF ubiquitin ligase complex. Lineage: Eukaryota; Metazoa; Chordata; Testudines; Cheloniidae. The record is from RefSeq and is a predicted model, not a curated record.